UCGAUCGAUAGCAGCUAGCAGAGGCAGCAAGUAGCUAGCUAGCCAUGACGAACGGGUACCUUUUCCGGGAGUACAUCGGCGCGCAGUUCACCGGAGUUCGCUUCUCCGACGUGCCCAUCAACCCCAACCUCAGCUUCAACUUCAUCCUCUCCUUCGCCAUCGACUACACGUCGCCGGCUGGCGGCGCCACGCCGGCGCCGACCAACGGCGUGUUCGCGCCGUACUGGGACACGGACAACCUGUCCCCGGCCGACGUCGCCGCCGUCAAGGCGGCCCACCCGAACGUCAGCGUCAUGGUCGGGCUCGGCGGCGACAGCGUGCAGGAGGCCGCCAAGGUGUUCUUCUCGCCGGCCUCCGUCGACUCCUGGGUGGCCAACGCCGUCGCGUCCGUCUCCGGCAUCAUCAGCGCCUACGGCCUCGACGGCGUCGACGUCGACUACGAGCACUUCAACGACGACGGCACCUCGGGCCCCGGCGUGGCCGCGUUCGUGGAGUGCGUCGGCCGCCUUCUCACCGAGCUCAAGGCGAGGCACCCCAACAUCACCACCUCCAUCGCGCCGUUCGAGGACCCCGUGGUGCAGCGCUACUACCAGCCGCUGUGGCGGCGCUACUCCGGCGUGAUCGACCACGUGAACUUCCAGUUCUACGGCUACGGCGACAACACCGACGUGCCGACGUACGUGCAGUUCUACGACCAGCAGGCGGCCAACUACCCCGGCGGCAGGGUGCUCGCCAGCUUCAAGACCGGCGACGUGGCCGGGCUGCUCUCGCCGGAGCAGGGGAUCGCCGGCGCGAAGGAGCUGCAGCGGCAGGGGAAGCUGCCGGGGCUGUUCAUCUGGUCGGCGGACAGCUCCAAGGCCAGCAGCUACGGCUUCGAGUACGAGACCAGGGCGCAGGAGAUCAUCGCCAACCAUUGAUCUCUCAUCGGACGGUCAGGGUAUUGAGGUGGUUGGAUUUGCUACGAAUAAGCGGAUAUAUAUGUGCACGGUGCAGUUUCCGAAGAGCACGCAUGGUGUUC
Oryza brachyantha (malo sina) is the source of this 1018-nucleotide messenger RNA. RefSeq names its product chitinase 2-like. Gene Ontology annotation, molecular function: hydrolase activity, hydrolyzing O-glycosyl compounds. The transcript has a single exon. Bases 45 to 917 code for a protein of 290 amino acids. Lineage: Eukaryota; Viridiplantae; Streptophyta; Magnoliopsida; Poales; Poaceae. Gene Ontology annotation, biological process: carbohydrate metabolic process. The record is from RefSeq and is a predicted model, not a curated record.